AGCACCGUAUAUAAAGGUCAGCCACAGGCAGAGCCUUUGCGUCUCUUGGCAGAUCUGGGUGCCACUUCGGAGGCAAAAUGAAGACUCUGAUCCUGGUACUUGGCUUCCUGGAGCUUCUAACAAACUCUGUUUUUGCAAGUAAUGCGAUCCAACUCAUCAACAAAGGGAACGAUGGAGGGACGGUCUAUCAGACGGUGAACAUCAACCACAACACCAACGUUGCUGCCUUCAAUAUUUACUCUGGAGCACACUCCAGCAAUGCCAUUGUUGACUACAACAGUGGCAUCAUCGUCUACCACAUGCCCUACAAAAGGAUAUGCGUCGUGUCCAGGAUGAACCCGCACACCUUUCCCAGUAUUUCACAGCUUGACCAAAUGACUCAGGAGGGGCAACCGCUGCAUUCCCUUCACAGAAGUUAUGGGGUUUCUCGCAAGAUGGUCACAAAUAUGGCUGCACUUGGAGGACCGGGCCAAGCCAUUUGUGGAGGACUAACUACCUACUGGGCCACGGAGUAUCCAAGGCCACAUCCUUUAGUCGGAGGCAGGGCCUGCGCUGGGCUAAAUCUGCUCAUUCUGAACGUGGAUUUAUGCGGAGGCGUUUCCCUCUUCUAACCAAAAUCAGGCGUAUGCCUCCCAACUUCAUCUUUUCUGCAUGAUCUUCUGUUCCAAACUUAUCUGACUCGUGUCCAUUGGCAACUCACAGCUUCCAUGUCAGUCGGGCAAUGAAUCUGCUCCAGGGUUUAUUCCAAACUUUAAAUUAGCUUUCAAAGGUGCUGGACCUAUUUGGGAGAUGUUGGUGUUGUUGUGUACCCCCAAGUCAUUUCCAACUUAUGGCAACCCUAAGGUUUUCUUGGCACAUUUCUUCAGAAGGGAUUUGCUGUAGCUAUCCUCUAAGGCUGAGAAAGUGUGCUUCAUCUAUGGUCACCCAAUGGCUUUGCAUGGUCAAGACCUAGUCUCCAAAGUCAUAGGGCUAUACAGACCAAGCCCUUACAUUGCUGCCCAGGCGCCAUUCUAGUGCAUGCCCUUCUUGACGGUGUGCACCACAGUGCUGCACCUCCACCGCAGCAUCCAAAUGGCACAGUGUGUAAGGGGGAUCAUAACGCCGCACCGCAGCGCUUAUGAUGCCCCUUCCAGGGAGCUGCUUGGGGUGGCUUCUUUUUGCUCCCUCCAGAAAGUGGAUUGGUGCUGCUGCUUGCAGUUGCUGUGGCACCGAUCCGGAGUAAAAAGGGGCAUCUGCAUGCCACCCAUCUGUAUAGCUCCACAGUCCAAUGCUCAAACCCCUGCGCCACAGCAUCAGUAAGAACUCCAUGAAUGUUUGCACUACGACCCGGAGCAGAUUCAUUGCCUCGCCAACACCAGCUCCACCGACUAUGACCACUUGUGAUUUGUGAAGUCAAAACAACUUCUCACAUCCACACCAUUUGCCAAGCACUACACAACCUGGUUGGCAACGCAAAGGAGAGGGUGGGUUGCAUUUCUCUGGGCGGGCAAAUGUAUUACAAGUGGCUACUCCACUCAAAAUGGCUGCUCUCUCCCUUUGUUCAAGGAGUGGUCAAGAUGAAGGCCGCAACCUCUGCUGACACUAUGGAGAUGUUUCCUCAAAUCGGUGGUCUUUGGUCAUUCCCAGGCCAAGGGGAAGUUUUAAUGUGAACUUUAAAGGAGAGAGCCAAAGGGCUGAAUGCAACCCCCCAAAUAAGUUUGACCCCUUGGAUAGCUUCAUUAAAGUUUAGGCUUAAACCUGGAUUCCCAUUUUGAUUUUGUGUAAAAUGUGCAUGAUGUAACCAAAGUCUUGGAGAAGGAAGAGCCGGAGGUAAACCUGAAGUCCAAACAUUUCCACUUUGCAACUGAAUCAUAGAAUCACAGAGUUGGAAGAGACCACAAAAUUACUCCGGUCUAACCCCAUUCUGCCAUGCAGGAAUACACAAUCAAACAUUAAGAUGUUGUUGGGUUUUUUCUUUUGUGAGAUGCUGAUUUCAACAUUCACUUCUUAAGUCUGUCUUUUAACAUUGCAAGUAGUGUAGUUACCUACCUGUAACUACUUAACUUUCUUGGGUAA
Molecule: messenger RNA, 2055 nt
Organism: Sceloporus undulatus (fence lizard)
Lineage: Eukaryota; Metazoa; Chordata; Lepidosauria; Squamata; Phrynosomatidae
Product: gastrokine-1-like
Exons: 6
Coding region: 78-611 (177 amino acids)
Biological process (GO): regulation of cell population proliferation
Source: RefSeq, a predicted model, not a curated record